GAGCCGCUGCGGCGAUCACUUCCGUGACCCGGGCUGCAAAGUCCGAGGACAGCGAAGCCACGUCUGACGAGGUGGUGGAUGAGCUUGAUCCAGUUACACGGUCUGAAGAGCAAGGCGUAUCGCCCGCGACCUCGCGAGGAUACGCUGGAGACCGAGACGGGCAGGCAGAAGCUGGCAACAGCCGGUUGGACGAGGUCCUGAGCCUGGAGCAGUUGACGUCCGAGGAGGAGCCGGCUGAAGCCGAUUCUGCGAAGGAUGCCAAGGCAGCGCGGCGCGAGCGCAAGAAGGCCUUGAAGGCCGAACGCCGAGCCAGGCGCGCUCAGUCUCCAGAGGAGCGCUCCGCAGCGAAGCGAAAGCCCUGUACUCUCUGCCAGCGGCCCGUCGACUUGCUUGUUCGAUGCCGCAUCGACAUCUCCCAGAAGUGGCACAUGCUUUGUGGCCGCUGCUGGAAGAAAGCAUCCGGUGGAGUUCCGGAUGGCGAUGCGUCUCACCCUCACUACCGAUACGGUGGCCUGUGGAAGAAUCGGUCGGCCAAGGUUACAACGCCCAGCUUCUCGGGAGCGGUGAAGGCGAAGGCCGAGGAGGACUUCGACUCUGCAGAGCUUCUGCUUCAGGAAGCCUACAAAGGCCAUGGGGUCACGCACCUCGAACGCUGUUCUGGCCGACUCCGCUCUGUCGCAGAGUCCGAGGUGAUUGAGCCAUGCCUCGUGACGAUUCCGGAGAUCGCCGCGACAGCCGGGACCGAGCCCCCAGGUACAGCCCACGCCGACCAAGUCCCCGCGGAGCAAGCCCACUGCGGAAAGACAGCCGUGACCGAGGUGGAGUGCAGAAUGGAGGG
Messenger RNA from Symbiodinium necroappetens, 838 nucleotides. The record is from the annotation of a GenBank genome assembly. NCBI's taxonomy places the organism in Eukaryota, Dinophyceae, Suessiales, Symbiodiniaceae.